Messenger RNA from Pelmatolapia mariae (spotted tilapia), 867 nucleotides. Its product is annotated as protein myomaker. Bases 1 to 867 code for a protein of 288 amino acids. The transcript has 6 exons. The record is from RefSeq and is a predicted model, not a curated record. Gene Ontology annotation, cellular component: membrane. Lineage: Eukaryota; Metazoa; Chordata; Actinopteri; Cichliformes; Cichlidae.
AUGGGUGCAUUUAUUGCCAAGAUGCUGCUCCCUACAGUCAGCAGCCUGGUGUUCCUGCCUACAGCCAGCGUGGCCGCCAAGAGGGGCUUCCACAUGGAGGCCAUGGUCUACUUUUUCACCAUGUUCUUCACUGCGAUCUACCAUGCAUGUGAUGGACCAGGUCUCUCCAUCUUGUGUUUCAUGAGAUACGACAUCCUGGAGUACUUCAGUGUUUACGGCACUGCACUCUCAAUGUGGGUCACACUUAUAGCUCUGGGUGACUUUGAUGAACCCCAGCGCUCCACUAUGACUAUGUUUGGAGUGUUAACCAUCGCUGUGAGGAUCUACCAGGACCGCUGGGGCUACGGGAUCUACUCCGGGCCAAUCGGAUCAGCUGUCUUCAUCAUUACUGUCAAAUGGCUGCAGAAGAUGAAGCAGCUGAGGGCGGUUUAUCCAGAGAAGACAGUGUACACGCAGCAGGUCGGUCCAGGCUGCUGCUUCGGUGCUCUCGCUCUAAUGCUGCGCUUCUACUUUGAGGAGUGGGACUACGCCUAUGUCCACAGCUUCUACCAUCUGUCUCUGGCUGUUUCCUUUGUGCUGCUGCUGCCAAAGAAGAACCGCUAUGCAGGGACGGGAGAGAACGCUGCUAAGCUCAGCUGCUUCACUCUCUGCUGCUGUACCAUGUCCCCUGGUUCUUCUAAAGAGAAGAAAGACAAGAAAGACAAACCGAAAAAGAAGUCAUCUGGGACUGUGUGGACGGUCCCCACAGAAAAGCCGUGGGCACGAGGCUGUAGCACCCCCACCCUGCCUCUUUAUAACCCCCCUCCAUCCACACCUGUCAAAGGGACCAGUAUCAGCAAGCUCAAAGAGAUGAACGGCUGGAAGUGA